CAGGUGUGCUGCGCGUGGGAUAUCCCUGACCUCAUGGGCUUCGGAACGACGGAUGUUGUGACAGACAAGAGCCUCGUGAGCGAUAUCGUCGUGGUGCGGAUCUCCAUCAACGACGGGGACUCGCUGAAGGAGAUGCUGACGACUGGAAGCGAGGACGAAGACGGUCAGCUCAUGAUAUCCGUGUACGACCGUGACCCGCCCACGAUGGACCCAGCUCAGGUGAUCCUCUGGCUUGUUGCCUGCGCGACCGUGCUGGUCGGGUCUUACAAGGGUGCGACGUACGAGCGCACAAAGGCACAGCUCAAGGCAGCAUUGAUGGCUGCUGAUGCCACCUCUUCAGACGCCAUCGCCCAAGCUCGAGUGGCGUACGAGGAACACGACGAACAGGCCCCGGAUCAGGAGCAGCUCGACCUCAAUUCGUGGCAUGCGCUGGCAUUCUUGGUAGUCGGUUCAGGGUUCCUGGUGCUGCUCUUCUUCGUCAACGUGGUUAUCGUGGUGGUCGUUCUCUUCGGCAUCGGCUCCGUGACCGCCACUUUUCAGGUUAUUUGGGAGCCUCUCAUGCGGCACCUUCCUGUGAAGUUUUUCCACAAACUGCCCUGGCGUGAUGUGAUGUGGCAAUGGGAAGAUAUCGUGGUGCCCGCCGCGUGGAGUAUAGGGGACGUGGUGGCGCUGGCGCUGUCCAUAGCAAUCGCGCUCUUUUGGUUCUUCACGCGCUUCCAGUCGUACUCGUGGGUCUUCCAGGACAUUUUCGGUGUUUGCUUCUGUCUCGUGUUCCUGCGAACUGCGCGCCUUCCGAACUUGAAGGUGGCCACGGUGUUGCUGGUGCUCGUCUUCAUGUACGAUAUCUUCAUGGUCUUCAUUUCUCCCUACAUUUUCAAGGAGAGCGUCAUGAUCAAGGUAGCUACUGGUGGCGCACAAAGCACUGCCACGGGUGGUGUAUCCAGCGGCUUCUGUCUGCGCUACCCGACGGACACAAAGCACGACUGUCGCUCCGAGUCAAUGCCCAUCCUACUUCGAGUCCCCAAGAUGCUGGACUGGCGCGCGGGUACCUCGCUCCUGGGACUUGGCGACAUCGUAUUACCCGGAUUGUUGCUGGUGUUCUGCGCGCGCUACGACUACGCCACUCGGGGUCAGCUUUUCGGACGCCUGACCCCUCCACAUGGCAAGUUGUUCGGUCGUCGUCCGAUAGGCGACGUGAUGAAUCAUGCUUCAGCGGUGGCCACUGGAGCCAACCGAGAUCUGGACAUGCUGGGAGCUGAGCACCACCCGUGUCGCCGCGGGUUGUUCUGCCUACUCAUGUGGGGUUACACCAUUGGCCUGCUGCUCGCGAAUGUCGGUGUUAUCGUCAGUGGCAGCGGCCAACCAGCUCUGAUGUACCUGGUGCCUUGCACGCUCGGCCUGUUAGCGAUCGUGGCAUGGCGGCGUGGCAUUUUGAAUAAGCUCUGGGAGGGCCCACCAGAGCUCAUCCCAGGGUAUGUUCGUCGCGAGAGCACCACAAGCGGUGGUGGAGGACUUGACCUUGAGGAUGUGACGCGACUUCGAGGAUUGAGCAUCGAGCCGAGUAAGGCUGCGACGAGCGAGAUGAUCCUUCUGCAACAACAUCAGGGCGGCGCGGGCACUCCGGUAUCCGGUGGGUCGUAUGCUAUGAGCGAAGAAACUCCUAUGGGUCGCGAUAGCCAGCCUGGUCAAGCCUUGCGGCAAGUAUAACUUUCAUCCCCGCUGUAGCCACUUUAUCCCCCAUGUAGGUCAUCGAACAGAUUGAAAUAUAGGUAUGUGCGUUUUGCUGUUUAUGCUGUUCAACAUCGACUUCGAAACACAGAGCGAUCAAAUGCCUUUCACCCACUCGUCAUCUUCGCCCCAUUCGUCAGCCGCGUCUACUGCAGUAAGCUCGUCGUCCAUCUCGGCUGCAAACAACGCCGAGGCCUCAGCAGCAGUAGGCAAAGCUGAUGUAGUAGCCGCCAUUGCAGGAGCCGCGCCAGUAGUAGCUGCAGGCGGAGGCGGAACAACCGCGCUCUUCUUGAAUGUCGGCACCAUGCCAAAUUGCUGCAGACACAGAAAAAAAUCAAAAAAGUCAGACCCAAACCACCGCAUCCCCCCACAAUUGCUAUCAAUACGUACGCUGAACAAGUCGUCUACACUCUCGCUCUCCUUCUCUGCUGACGCAGACGCACUGCGGUUGCUUGUUGGCGGCAUGUGCGCCUCAUCGGUCACGACUUCGAAGGAGUCACUUGAGCUGUUGGACUCGACACUCGAUGGUAGCAGGUCGCCUUUACCAGCAAUAGCAAUUUCCUGGAGCUGUGCGUGUUGGGGUGGAGGUGGCAGCGCCUGGCUAAGCUGGAAAGGGCUUGGACUGCUCUUGCUUUGACGCGGCGUUGUCGGGCGCAGAGGGCUGGGCACAGCUGCAACAAACGGGUUCAGUUGCGGAACCUGCGCUUGCGUGGAGUUGCCCUCCCAGUCGUCCCAGUUGUCUCGGUUGUUCGCAAAGGUGUCCUCCUCGUAGUCGUCACAGUACUCGUCGUCGUCAUCUUGGCUGUGGCUGAACGGUUGCU
Messenger RNA from Phytophthora sojae, 2549 nucleotides. RefSeq lists its product as hypothetical. Gene Ontology annotation, molecular function: aspartic endopeptidase activity, intramembrane cleaving. Gene Ontology annotation, biological process: membrane protein proteolysis. Gene Ontology annotation, cellular component: lumenal side of endoplasmic reticulum membrane; lysosomal membrane; Golgi-associated vesicle membrane. Lineage: Eukaryota; Oomycota; Peronosporomycetes; Peronosporales; Peronosporaceae. The transcript has a single exon. The record is from RefSeq and is a predicted model, not a curated record. Bases 34 to 1707 code for a protein of 557 amino acids.